Drosophila rhopaloa is the source of this 1221-nucleotide messenger RNA. RefSeq lists its product as uncharacterized. The transcript has 3 exons. Bases 124 to 843 code for a protein of 239 amino acids. The record is from RefSeq and is a predicted model, not a curated record. Gene Ontology annotation, molecular function: transmembrane monodehydroascorbate reductase activity. Lineage: Eukaryota; Metazoa; Arthropoda; Insecta; Diptera; Drosophilidae.
AAAAGCGUUCUAACACUCGCAUCGAGCGGUCGCGAUCAUAUUUUGAGUGCCAACACGCUUAUCGGUUUUACGUGCACAUCUCACGUAGCAGAUAAGGAAUAUCUUCAUAAAAUUCACAACAUAAUGACAAGUGCCGAAUUACAAGGCUCCUAUGGAGGGUUCUACUUUGGUUUCUGCACUCUGAUCUCGCACGUUCUUCUGGCGGGGAUCACCGCAGCCAUUGUUUACAAGUGUCUGGUGCUCAAGUUGGUACACACCGCCGGACAUGCCUUCUACUGCACAAUCGCCUUUGUCUUCUUCAUGGGCGAAGCGCUGCUGGUGCGAAACAGCACAUAUUUGGAGUCCUGGAUGGGUCCUCUUAAUCUGAACCGCCUACAUGCUGGCCUGGGUCUGUUGGCUUUCCUGGUUGGAGUCGGAGGCAUCGGCAUCAAGACGUGGCAGAAGAUGGAGCGCAAACGGGAAGAUCCCAAUGCCACCGUGCGGCACUUCAAAACCAACCACGGCUUCUAUGGUAUUGUCGGCUGUGCUCUUUUGCUUGGUAGCGUUCUCAGUGGUCUUCCGCUGUAUUUCAUCAGCGGGGGCUUCACCUUGAAAUUGCUCCAUCGAUUCUUUGGGUUGGCUGGAUUCCUAGCCCUAAUGGUCUCGCAAAUGUUCGGCUACAACACAGGAUUCGGCAGGCGUCAAUGGAAGCCGCAUCAUCAGAAGCUAUUUAAGUUUUUCACAUUUAUCGCUACAGUAACGACUGCCAAUUACGAAUUCAGGAGAUUUGCACGAGAUAUCGCUGGAUUGACGACAAAUUAUUUAUUCGGAUCGGAAGCAGCAGAGGCAAGAGAAGAUCUUUGAGGCUAUGGCAAUGAUCGAGUGAUAUUACUCUGGAACACCAAUACUUUAUGAAACAUUUAAUUCCGCAACAACGUAUUGUAGAUUUAACAAUUAUUAAUAGUUUAUGCGGAAAUAAUAUGAAUUUAAAUUUUCAUUGUGAAUUUUGUUCUUAUGAAUUUCGCAACUGAUUUGCCCAGUAUGAAAAUUUUGUUAUCUAGUUUGUGAUGGCUUUAGUUGUCAAUGUCUACUAUAAUUGACCUUAUCAAUGCAAUGUGAGAAAGAACCAUUAGGUCUUAAGAACAUGAAUCAUUUUCACUUUGUGCCUUUAUUGUAAUUUCACAUACAUAUGAUAACAUUCUGUUGAUUAUUAAAACAUAAAAUACAUAUAUUUUCACUUUU